This is a messenger RNA of Nerophis ophidion (straightnose pipefish), 4633 nucleotides long. Its product is annotated as sterol 26-hydroxylase, mitochondrial. The record is from RefSeq and is a predicted model, not a curated record. Gene Ontology annotation, cellular component: mitochondrial inner membrane. Gene Ontology annotation, biological process: glucocorticoid biosynthetic process; C21-steroid hormone biosynthetic process; cellular response to peptide hormone stimulus. Lineage: Eukaryota; Metazoa; Chordata; Actinopteri; Syngnathiformes; Syngnathidae. Bases 466 to 2016 code for a protein of 516 amino acids. Gene Ontology annotation, molecular function: monooxygenase activity; oxidoreductase activity, acting on paired donors, with incorporation or reduction of molecular oxygen; iron ion binding. The transcript is spliced from 9 exons.
AUACUUCACUUAUAUAGUACAAAUACUGCAUUCACACCAGUAUACUUCACUUAUAUAGUACAAAUACUGCAUUCUUUAUGCUAUGGUAUUAUAUGAGGUACCGGUACAUACAUGUGGGCGGACACGUACGGUACUCUCGCCGAAGAUCGCCACUGCCGAUACCAGGCCGGGGUCGACUCUGUAUCGGCAGGGUGCACCUAAUGAUUGUUUGUCCUCAGUGGUGACAGAACGUUCCCCGGGUCACGUGACGUCUUGUCCUCAGUGGUGACAGAACGUUCCCCGGGUCACGUGACGUCUUGUCCUCAGUGGUGACAGAACGUUCCCCGGGUCACGUGACACGGCCCCGGUACGUCUUGCUUGGUGUCACACGGAAGGUGUGCGCGUGCGCAUGCGCGCGGGCGGGCGCACCCACGCAGAUGUGCGAGUCGGCGGCGGCGCCAUUUCCACGGCGGCCAGCAGACAAGCAUGUUGUCGCGGAGACGGCUGCACCUCACUGUCAUGUCGGCGAGAAGCCGCGACAUGUUCUCUUCUUCUUCUUCUUCUUCUUCCAGCUGCGGCAGCAGGCAGGAGGAGGGCGGGGCAGUGAAGGUGGGCGCCCCUAAGAGCAUGGAGGAGCUGAGAGGACCCAGCUUCUUCACCACACUCUACUGGCUCUUUGGCAAGAGAUACUUCAACACCACGCAGCAGAUGCAAAUCGAGCACAAGAAGAUCUACGGGCCCCUGUGGAAGUCCACCUACGGCCCCCUAGUGGUGGUGAACGUGGCCAGCGCCCAGCUGAUCGAGGAGAUGCUGAGGCAAGAAGGAGCACUUCCUGUCCGCACCGACAUGCCGCACUGGAGGGCCUACAGGGAGCUGCGGCAUCAAGCCCACGGACCUCUCUCAGAGAUGGGCAAGAAGUGGCAUCGUAUUCGCAGUAUUCUGAACCCGCGCCUGCUGAAGCCGCACCACGUGGGGUCUUACUCGGGCAGGAUCAACCAGGUGGUCCAGGACUUGGUGGUCCGCCUGCGCUGGCUGAGGACCUCCAGUGGUGACGGGGUGAUGGUUCACCAGGUCACCCAGGAACUCUACAAGUUUGCCUUUGAAGGCAUCUGCUCGGUGGUGUUUGAGAGCAGGAUGGGGUGUUUGGAGCAGAAAGUUCCAGAAGAGACUCAGAAGUUCAUCUGGUCUGUAGGAGAAAUGUUCCGUUUGUCUCCCAUCAUAGUCCUCUUCCCCAGAUCUCUGUGGCCUUACCUGUCCUUCUGGAACACCUUUGUCUCCGUCUGGGAUCACCUCUUUCGAGUCUCUGAGGAGCUGGUGCAGAAGAAGAUGGAGGAGCUGGAGGAGCAGCACCAGGAGGAUGUGGAGCUGCAAGGUGCGUACCUGACUCACCUGCUCCUCAGCCAGCAGAUGAGCAUGUCCGAGAUCCUGGGCAGCGUGACGGAGCUCCUCCUGGCGGGCGUGGACACGACCUCCAACACCGUCUCCUGGGCUUUGUACCACCUGGCCAGGGAGCCCGCCAUCCAGGAGAGGUUGCACCAGGAAGUGCUGCGCAUUUGCCCCGCCCACAGGAUGCCCGACAGUGACGACGUGGCCAAGAUGCCCUACCUGAAGGCGGUGGUGAGGGAGACCCUGAGGUUGUAUCCGGUGGUGCCAGGGAAUGCUCGCCUGGCGGUGGACGGCGACAUCGUGGUGGGAGGCCAUCUUUUUCCUAAAGGGACUCUCUUCCACCUGUGUCACUACGCCGUGUCGAUGGACGAGAGCGUGUUCCCCAACCCGCACGCCUUCCUGCCCGAGCGAUGGCUACGGGGCGGCGAGGAGACGGUCAAGCCACACCCCUUUGGAUCGGUGCCGUUCGGCUUCGGGGUGCGGGCGUGCCUGGGCCGGCGUGUGGCGGAGCUGGAGAUGUACCUGCUGCUGGUCACGCUCAUCAAAGAGUUUGAGCUGAGGCCCGACCCCGCUGGGACCGUGGUCACGCCCAUCACCAGAACCCUCCUGUGCCCGGCCGCCCCCAUCAACCUCCUCUUUGUGGACCGCUGAGGUGAGGAGGCGGAGUCUCCAUGCCACACCUGCACUUACUCUUGCCACGUUUGACACAAACUCACAUUUUCUUGUUCAUAUUAGAUAUUUCAUAUGUCCAUCCAUCCAUUUUAUCCGCUUAUCCGAGGUCGGGUCGCGGGGGCAGCAGCCUAAGCAAAGAAACCCAGACUUCCCUCUCCCCAGCCACUUGGUCCAGCUCCUCUCAGGGGAUCCCGAGGCGUUCCCAGGCCAGCCAGGAGACAUAGUCUUCCCAACGUGUCCUGGGUCUUCCCCGUGGCCUCCUACCAGUUGGACGUGCCCUAAACACCUCCCUAGGGAGGCGUUCGGGUGGCAUCCUGACCAGAUGCCCGAACCACCUCAUCUGGCUCCUCUCCAUGUGGAGGAGCAGCGGCUUUACUUUGAGUUCCUCCCGGAUGGCAGAGCUUCUCACCCUAUCUCUAAGGGAGAGACCCAAACUCAUUUGGGCCGCUUGUACCCGUGAUCUUGUCCUUUCGGUCAUGACCCAAAGCUCAUGACCAUAGGUGAGGAUGGGAACGUAGAUCGACUGGUAAGUUGAGAGCUUUGCCUUCCGGCUCACGAUGGAUCGAUACAACGUCCGCAUUACUGAAGACGCCGCACCGAUCCGCCUGUCGAUCUCACCAUCCACUCUUCCCUCACUGGUGAACAAGACUCCUAGGUACUUGAACUCCUCCACUUGGGGAAAGAUCUCCUUCCCAACCCGGAGAUGGCACUCCACCUUUUUCUGGGUGAGAACCAUGGAGUCGGACUUGGAGGUGCUGAUUCUCAUCCCAGUCGCUUCAAUCCAAUUUGCCACCAAGGAGUUUUUCACCUCAGCCCCGGAAAUAGGAGAACCCAGCACAGAUUCCCAGAGACUGCUUCCUCAUUGGAUGUUGUGCUGGUGGGAUUGAGGUCUUUGAAGUAUUCCCUCCAUUGUAGUGGAGGUCAGCAGAACACCAGGGUAACACCGUAGUGGAUGGUGGUCCAGAAUUGCUUUGAAGCCAUCAUGACGUUUUGCAUGGCUUCUCGAAACUCCUCCCGUGUCUGAGUUCUUACCUCUGCGACCGCUUGGCCUGUCGGUGCCUGUCCGCUGCCUCUGGAGUCCUAUGAGCCAAACGAACCUGAUAGGAAUCUUUCUUCAGGUGGACUGCAUCUUUCACGGUUCUGGGAUUACCGCCACGACAGGCACCAACCACCUUGCGGCCACAGCUCCGAUAGACCGCCUCGACAAUGGAGGUGCGGAACAUGGUCCACUCGGACUCAAUGUCCAGCACCUCCCUUGUGACAUGUUCAAAGUUCUUCCGGAGGUGGGAAUUGAAACUCUCUCUGACAGGAGACUCUGCCAGACCUUCCCAGCAGAACCUCACAAUGCGUUUGGGCCUGCCAGGUCUGUCCGGCAUCCUCCCCCACCAUCGCAGCCAACUCACUGUAGAAAGCUCCGCCCCUCGCUUCACCCGAGUGUCCAAAACAUGAGGCUGCAAAUCUGAUGACACAACUCCAAAGUGGAUCAUGGAACUGCGGCCGAGGGUGUCCUGGUGCCAAGUGCACAUAUGGACACCCUUAUGUUUGAACAUGGUGUUUGUUAUGGACUCGGGUUCAGAUACAAUCACACCUCUCCAGGUUUCACUGUUGUUGCCAACAUGAGCGUUGAAGUCCCCCAGUAGGACAAGGGAAUCAUUGAGGGAGCACUCUCCAGUACUCCCUCCAGUGUACCCAAAAAGGGUGGGUACUCUGAGAUGCUGUUUGGUGCGUAAACACCAACAACAACAGUCAGGAGUCGUCCCCCCACCCGAAGGCGGAGGGAAGCUAGCCUCUCGUCCACUGGGUUGAACUCCAACGUGCAGGCUUUGAGGCGGGGGGGGCAACAAGAAUUGCCACCCCAGCCCGUCGCCUCCUGGACUCUCUUCCACUCUGGCGUUGCCGGCAACGCCAGAGUGGAAGAGAGUCCAGUCCCUCUGGAGACAAGUGGUUCCAGAGCCCUUGCUGGGCGUCGAGGUGAGUCCGACUAUAUCCAGCUGGAACUUCUCCACCUGGCGCACUAGCUCAGGCUCCUCCCCCCCCAUUGAGGUGACGUUCCACGUCCCAAGAGCUAGCUCAUGUAGCCCAAGAUUGGACCGCCAAGUGCCCUUCCCCCCACCUCACACUGCACCCGACCUCUAUGCCCCUCCCAUGAGGGGUGGGCCCAUUGGAAGGGGGACUCAGGUUGCCUCUUCAGGCUGUGCCUGGCCGGGCCCCAUGGGGUCUUGCCAUCCAGCCCCUCCCCCUGGCCGGGCCCCAUGGGGUCUCGCCAUCCAGCCCCUCCCCCUGGCCGGGCUUCAGAGGGGGAAGUCUGACUCCUUUCAGAUUUCAUAUUUCAAUAUUAGAUUAUUGAUUAUUGAUAUUACAUCGUUGAUUAUUGAUAUUAGAUGUUUGAUUAUUGAGUUGCAAAUGAAUGUGUAAAAUGGUUCCACAUGAAAUGAAUGAUGAAAUUAAUAUUGAUGAAUAACACACAUGUUAGAAGACUUGAUGUAAUUAUUGUGAUAUUUUAUGACAUAUAUGAAGUUGUUUGAAUAUUCGUACUUUUGAAAAAUGAGACUGCUCUAAAUGUUAUUUUUAUGAAUAAAAGAGCUGCUGGAAUGUU